Hevea brasiliensis (rubber tree) is the source of this 3439-nucleotide messenger RNA. Its product is annotated as ubiquitin-like domain-containing protein CIP73. Gene Ontology annotation, cellular component: BAT3 complex. Lineage: Eukaryota; Viridiplantae; Streptophyta; Magnoliopsida; Malpighiales; Euphorbiaceae. The record is from RefSeq and is a predicted model, not a curated record. The coding region runs from base 231 to 3092 and encodes 953 amino acids. Gene Ontology annotation, molecular function: misfolded protein binding; polyubiquitin modification-dependent protein binding. The transcript has 18 exons.
CUUAAAGCAGGCUUAACCCCGCUAAGUGUGCGCGCCUGCAGGCUAGAACAUCGGUAAAUCCAGAGAGGAUUGUAGCUUCUACACGAAGUCUUGUGUCAAUCACGCCAGCAGUCAUCCUUUUGUUGAUCCAAUAUAAAAAACCCUCAAAGCUUCAAUUCCAGCUUCGUCUUCAAUUUCAGGUUCUCCAAAAAGCAGAGAAAAAGCAAAGACUCUCAUUGUGCUGAGGUACCAUGGCAAAUCAGUGCUCCAAUGAUGGUUCUAGUACAAGCAACACUUCUGGAGAAACUUCAGAUGCAACUGUAGAGCUCAAUAUCAAGACUCUAGAUUCUCAGAUUUACAGUUUUCAGGUGGAUAAAAAUAUUCCCGUUUCAGCAUUCAAGGAGAAAAUAGCUAAUGAAAUUGGUGUUCCAGUAGGUCAGCAAAGACUGAUUUUCCGGGGAAAGGUCUUGAAGGAUGAACAUCUCCUUUCGGAAUAUCAAGUGGAGAAUGGGCAUACCUUGCACUUAGUUGCAAGGCAGCCAACUCAGUCUCAGCCUUCAACUGAUACAAGCUCUGGUGACACAAAUGCAAAUACUGGUAACAGAGGAAAUGAUCCUAGUGCUGGCAUCCCCCCAAAUCGUGUUGGGCAAAUAUCACACAGUGUAGUUCUUGGGACCUUUAAUGUUGGGGAUCAAGGUGAAGGCAUUGUUCCAGACCUCACUCGGGUUAUUGGUGCAGUGCUGAACUCCUUCGGCAUUGGUGGUCAGACUGCAACUCAUGGCAUUGGUGGAGUGCAGUCCUCUACCACGUCAAAUGUUAGUGGCCAGACUCCUCAAGGAAAUGAAACAGCAGAUGGGUUACAAAGCAAUGUUGGUGGUCAGAGUCAAGCAGGAAAUCAAACACAUUCUGGGCAGGCAUUUCCUGGUCAGCCAUUUCAAUCACCUCCUCAAGUCAUGCCAAUUCCUACUGCAGCAGUACCUCUUCCUUCACUUCGCUUGCCAAUCCCUGAUUCUUUGAGUACACUUUCUGAGUUUAUGACUCGUAUGGAGCAAGCACUGGCACAAAAUGGGUACCAGCCAAAUGCAUCUUCAAACAGCACAAGAGAUGUUCCAAGGGUAGAAUUACCUUCUAAUGUACAGGGAUUGCAAGCAUUGAGCAUUAUUCUGCGACAUGCAGAACAGCUUCUCGGUGGUCAUGUGAUCACUGCAUUAUCUCAUAUUGCAGAAUGCUUGGAACAAGAGGGAGCUUCUGGUGAUCCUUCUGUGAGGGGCAGAAUUCAGACAGAAUCAGCACAAGUAGGCCUUGCGAUGCAGCAUGUAGGUUCUCUUCUUUUGGAGCUUGGUCGGACAAUCUUGACACUGCGAAUGGGACAAUCUCCUGCUGAUUCUUCUGUAAACCCUGGACCUGCAGUUUAUAUAUCUCCAUCAGGGCCUAAUCCUAUCAUGGUCCAGCCUUUUCCUCUACAAACCAAUUCCCUCUUUGGUGGUUCUGCUCUACAACCAAAUCCAAUGACUUUCAGUCAUGUUGGUAUUGGUAGUGCCCCAAGGAACGUAAAUAUCCAUAUACAUGCUGGUACCUCACUGGCACCAGUUGUAUCAGCCAUAGGUACCCGGGCAAAUAAUGGGGAGGGGAUGCAAGGAGAACAAGGUAAUGGUACUGGUUCUGGGGGUUCAGGCCUAGUGCGGGUUCUACCAGUGCGAAAUGUCAUUGCAGCAGCUGUUCCUUCACAUUCUACUGGUGUUGCUGUUUCUGUUUCAAAUGCCUCACCACCUGGUCUAGGUGUUUCUAUUUCACAGCCUCCAUCUGAUUCUACAUCAUUAUCCUCUGUAAUAGCUGAAGUCAAUUCACGACUUAGAAGUCUUGUCGGUACCAUGCAAGGAGACAGCCAGCCUACAUCAGGCUCUGUUAGUUCUGGUGCAGGCAAUGGUGUAAGCAGUGAACAACACAAUAGCACAGUGAUUAAUGGGGCAGGGGAAUCUGCUGUGACCUUACCUGUGCUAAUGUCUGAAGGCGAUGAUCAACAGAAUCGGGAUGAUCAUGUGCGAGGAAGUAAUGAUGAGACUAGAGAGAGUCUUUUGAGCGCAAAAGAUGUCCCUUCUUGCUCAGUGGGAUGUUCAAAUGGAGAAACCUCACUAAAGUCAGAAGAGACUUCAGAAAAUGUCCCUAGUUCCAGUGAGAAGCAUGACCUUCCAGAAGGUGCUCAAGCUGUUCCACUUGGGUUGGGGAUGGGGAGUUUGGAACGGAAGAGUAAAAGCAGGCAGCCAAAAGCGGUUGUGAGGAGUGGAGGUCAUGGAACAAGCAAUAUUCCUGUCAGUCAGAACCUGACCACUGGAAUGAUUGCACAACAGCUUUUACAAUCUCUUGCAUCUCGUAACUCUGGUGCAGAUAGGGUGGGUGCAAAUGAGAUGCAUUCAGGUCAAAUACUCCCAUCUGUUGGCAGGAACUCGGAGAAUAGUCCGGUGGGAGAGCAAGGUUCUAGUGUCCAGUUUGAUGCCUCUAGUGUUAUGUCUCAGGUGGUAGAUAGCCCUGCCUUGAACGGUUUGUUGGCAGGUGUCUCAGAGCAUACUGGGGUGGGCUCUCCCAAUGUUUUAAGGAAUAUGUUACAACAGCUCACUCAGAACCCCCAAAUAAUGAGUACUGUCAGCCAAAUUGCUCAGCAGGUUGAAAGCCAAGACCUUGGUGACAUUUUCUCAGGUUUAGGAAGUGGCCAAGGCAGUGGCCUUGAUCUUUCAAGGAUGGUCCAACAAAUGAUGCCAGUAGUUUCCCAGGUCCUUGGACGUGGGUCAGCUGCUCAGCCAUUCUCUCAUGUUGAGCCUGAACCCCAGCUGCAGUAUAAUGGGAGGAGAUCAAGUGUAAAUGAAAAACCUAUUGACCAAAAUGUUCAGGUUGACCUCCAGGAAGUGGCUCAGAGAAUUGAACAUUUGGAUGCCCCUGGUGAUAUUUUCCGUGCUGUGGCUGAAAAUGCAGGGAGGUUGAAUGGGAAUGAUAGCAGAACCCUGGACAUUGUGCAUGAGUUGAGCAACGAUGCGGAUCUCGUCAAUGAUUACAUAGAGAUGCUACAACGUGAUAUACAUCAGCUGCUUCAGAGUGACCCUGGGGAGGAUGAGUCUUGAUUUCUGAUCUUCUCAAUUUUCAAGUGGUCCAGGGAAAUGAGUUGCCAGAAACUAUUACCCCAGCAGCCAGCCAGCCUUCGAAAUUGAUUUCAGCUUGUACAAAUAGGUAUGGGUUUCUGCGUGCACCAUGUUUUAGGCAAGCACCGAUAUGAUUUUUGGGUUUAUUGUGAAUUAGUUGGUAUUUAUGAUAUAAAUUCUCAACACACCAAUAUUUUGAGUUUUGCUUUUUUAAGGGAUUUAGACACUGUGACGUUUUGUUUCGUUUCGAGUAUCUAAGUUAUUCUGGCAGCUUAGAACUAAUCGCAAUUCCAUUGAAUAAUGAUGUUGUUAACUUGCUUGAGUUUGCA